GGAGCCUGGGGAUCAGGAGAUCUUGUUUGGGGUCCUGGCAGAGUCCCAAGUUCACACUGCCUCCAUGGUCAACCACUUACCCUAGCAGGGUCUGUCUGCCCAUCCAUGAAACACAGGAGCUGGACCUGGUUCACUGGUCCCUUCAGCACCGAGGCUGUGAUCAGGAAGGAGUUAACUGAGGCCAGGCUCUGGGUCAGAAAGGGUUAAUCUGGGGAGGUGGAGGCUCUCUCAGCUUUUCCUGUGGAGAGUGAGGUUUGGCUGCCACCAAACUUACUUCCAGUCCCUGCUGUCCCUCCUGCCCUCAGUCUGGAACUGCUCAGGGACCCUGGCAAUUCAGCCUCCCCACGCAGAGGAAGCCCCAGCUAACUGCUCUUGGCUCCUCUGACUGUGUACGUCUAGCGGCUUAUGGGGCACUGUGCUGCCCAGUUCUGCCACGAUGCUCCUGGCCUCUCCCUCCACCCCAUCCAGGGGACGGACCCCCAGCGCAGUGGAGAGGCUGGAGGCCGACAAAGCCAAGUACGUCAAGACACACCAGGUGAUAGUGCGGCGACAGGAGCCAGCCUUGCGUGGAGCCGCAGGACCGCUCACCCCGCACCCCUGCAAUGAGCUAGGGUCCGCUGCAUCGCCCAGGACGCCUGGACCGGCCCGUCGGGGCAGUGGCAGGCGGCAGCCAAGGCCGGACUCCCUCAUCUUCUACCGCCAGAAGCGGGACUGCAAGGCUUCCGUGAACAAAGAGAACGCCAAGGGCCAAGGGCUGGUGCGGCGCCUCUUUCUGGGCAUCCCCCGGGACGCUGCCCCGAGCAGCCCGGGUCCCACCGAGCGACCCGCAGCCCCAGGGGGCUGGCCCGCGCCCCAGGAUGCCCCGGAGGCGGCAGGAAAGCGAGCGCUGUGCCCCACGUGCUCGCUGCCCCUGUCCGAGAAGGAGCGUUUCUUUAACUACUGCGGCCUGGAGCGCGCGCUGGUGGAGGUGCUGGGAGCGGAUCGCUUCUCCCCGCAGAGCUGGGACUCCCACUUCUAA
Molecule: messenger RNA, 1018 nt
Organism: Ictidomys tridecemlineatus (thirteen-lined ground squirrel)
Lineage: Eukaryota; Metazoa; Chordata; Mammalia; Rodentia; Sciuridae
Gene: Fam110d
Product: family with sequence similarity 110 member D
Source: RefSeq, a predicted model, not a curated record